Messenger RNA from Postia placenta MAD-698-R-SB12, 594 nucleotides. RefSeq lists its product as hypothetical. The record is from RefSeq and is a predicted model, not a curated record. Lineage: Eukaryota; Fungi; Basidiomycota; Agaricomycetes; Polyporales; Adustoporiaceae. Gene Ontology annotation, molecular function: structural constituent of ribosome. Gene Ontology annotation, biological process: translation. The annotation marks the transcript as partial. The transcript has a single exon.
AAAAAUAUAUCUUCUAUAUUAGAAAAUUCAUUUAUGACAAUGUCAAGUUUAAUUAGUAGACCUAUUUAUAAUAUUACACCUCAUAAAGUAGUUAUACGGUUAUUAUUCUUUUUAGUUAAUAAAAAUAAUUCUAAAAUUAAAAAAUCUAAAUUCUUAUCUGUUAAUAGUAAAAAUUUAGAAAUAUUAUGUGCUAAUUUAAGUAAAAUUUUAAAAAAACCAGUAGAACUUGAUUUAGUCAAAUUACAUUAUCCUUUUUACGAUAGUAAUAUAUUAGCUAAUCUUCUUGGUAGAAUUUGUGAUAUUAAUUAUAAACCUUAUAUUUUUAUAUUAGAUAAAAUUUUUAAUAAAGCUAAUAUUAAAAAUCCUACAAUAAGAAUACCUGAAACUAAUUCUAAUAUCCCUACUUUCUUAACUGGACUUAAAAUCAGAUUAGCAGGUCGUUUAUUAAAACAAAAAAUAGUCCCUCGACAUACAGUUAAAACUACUCAACACGGAAGUUUAACUAGAAGUAGUGCUGAUAUUGUAACUAAUAGUAGAUUUACUUCAAAAAACAAAAGAGGUACAUUUAGUUUUACUGUUACAAUGGGACAUAGA